CUCCAUCUCUCACUUCCAAUCCAACGGCUAAUAAUUCAGUCCACCAAUAGCCAAUAAAAAAGAAAAAAGAAAAUAAAUUACCAUAACCAUCUUCUUCUCAUAGCAAGAAAAGAAACAGAGCAAAAACUACAACUAGAUAAGACACUAAUGGCUUCUCUUCCAAUUGUCUUUGCUCCUCCUAAAGUUAGAGUGUACGCAGCCACAGCAACAAAAGAAGCAGGAGGCAGCAAAGAAGAGAAGAGUUUUCUUGAUUGGGUUCUUGGAAAUUUAGCAAAGGAAGAUCAGUUUUAUGAGACUGAUCCAAUUCUCAAGAAAGUAGAGGAGAAGAAUAGUAGUGGCACCACCUCCGGCCGCGGCCGGAACUCUGUGUCUAUUCCUCAGAAGAAGAAGAAUGGUGGCAAUGGUGUGUUUGGUGGACUGUUUGCCAAGAAAGAAUGAAUCAAGAUUUGUUAUAUAUUUAUAUGUAAUUUAUAUUUUCUUCUCAAUCUCUCAUUUGGAUCUUUUAAUGAUUCUUGAACUCUAAUUUAAGAUGUAUGUGGUUUCUUGCUGUUGCACAUUAAAUUACUUUCUUUUCUUUU
Messenger RNA from Jatropha curcas, 578 nucleotides. RefSeq names its product thylakoid soluble phosphoprotein. NCBI's taxonomy places the organism in Eukaryota, Viridiplantae, Streptophyta, Magnoliopsida, Malpighiales, Euphorbiaceae. Gene Ontology annotation, cellular component: chloroplast. The record is from RefSeq and is a predicted model, not a curated record.